CGGCAGUGCUGGCUGCCGCCCGGCGUUGGCGGCUCGGUAUUGUGGGGUGGGGUCCGUACCGUCUUCGGCGAUUGUGCUUGAGGGUUGGGCCAACCAGUGAGCUGACUGCGCGCAGCGGGAUUCCGUUCUGAGGAGUGUGUAUUGUAGACGUGGAUCAUUUACGAGAACGGUUCUUACUCGACUUGGCUACAGUGGGUGACUUGAAGAAGAUGCGUAUUUUUGUAUUGUAUGGCCCUGCAACCUGCUGGUGCCAAGUGGGAGGGGUCUCUGGCGAAGCCUAAAGCCAGUGAUGGCUUGGGAAGCCCUGUGACAUAUGUGGAUGGUUCUGUGAUAGCCUGGGUCAGCGCUGUAACAGUGUAACGGCCAGCGGGACCGGCGCUUGGGGGUUAGCCCUGAGACAGCUGGGUGCCUUGUGGAAGCGGAUACGCCCGUCUUGACAGAAGGAAGGAUCCUGUGACUGCUGAAGCCUGCAAGAGGUCCGACUCCUGAGCCGACCGGGGCUCAGCCUUGUGGACGGUCCACCGUGGACUGUCACCCACCCCCGGCCCAAUGCAAGAGCGGAGCGUCCACAACUGGGCGGCGGACUUCGGCAGCACGGUGUCUGGCGCCUACCCGGAGCAGCACUAUGACCUGGUGGUGCGGCCGGCGGCCGGCCCGUGCGGCUGCGGCGCCGGUCCGCCGCCGCCCCCGCCGCCCCGGUUCGCGGUGCCGCCCCCGCCCGCGGACCCGGCCUGGGCUGCGGCCGGAGAGGACCUGUGUGACCUGCUGGCACCGCUGCAGGUGUGCCGUGCUCGAUCGGGUCUGACGGCCGUGCCGGACCCGCAGUCGACUCCGUCGCAGUCGAUGCUGGCCGCCCUCAUCACCACGUCGCUGUUCCUCUUUAUUGUACUCGUCGCCGGAACCAUAUUCUUCUGCAAACACCGGCGGAAGCUGGCCAGUCUGAUGGUCACCUCGGCUGCCGAUAAGAGGGGGGAGGUGUCCCGGGCCCUGUACGACGACCUGUCGAGGAGGCCGCACCACGGAGCACCGACCGGCCUGCGCUCCGGCGGUCCACACAUCGAGAUGGUGGCUGUGAAGUCGGGUCGGCUGCCGCCGCGGCUGCUGCCCGGCGUCCCGGUUGACGCGGGCAGUGGCACGCUGUUCUUCUAUCCACCGGCGCCGUCCCUCUCAGAGGAGGGGUCGGAGCGGCUCUCCAACAUGUACGAGGAGAUACCCUACUACGGCCGUCCGGCUCCGUCCGUCUCAAACUACUCCGACUCUGACGAGGACGCCAUCAGCCACCCGUCCGGAGACCCGGAGCCGGAGCCGGAGCCGGGUGGUGUGUCUGGAGGCCGGCCGGAGCCGCGGUACGUCUGCUCAGUACCCCCAGCAGCGACCGGGAGCCGGCGGCGCUCCGCCCGCCCGCGUCACCACCCGGCACUGCGCAGGAAGGACCCCUACUACUACUCGGAUAUCUUGGAGCGCCACGAGCCGGGCCGGGCUGAAGGUGUAGAUGUGGCUGCGGUGGCGUAUCGAGGACCUCGAGACCAGCGAGGCCCGCUAGCGUCUCGACUGGCGCCGGACCCGCUUCCAGACCUAUACGGUGGCCGGUCCGGCGCCUCCCGCGCACAGGCCAAUAAACUGAGCUCGUUCAGGCCGGGUGGGUCGACGGAUCAUACCGGCGCAGACUCUGAGGUGUAUGUGAACUCGAGUGGUCGGCUGCGGGCUGGCUAUGGUGGCAGUGGGAGAAGUCGGCGGACGCAUGACACUUGACCGAACGGGGGAUGUAGAACGUCGAUCCUCACCACAUAUGGGCUAAAGUGCGUGCUUCUGUGAAUGAAGGUGUGUAUUAUGUGUGUCUGUAGCAGUCAGGUGAAUGCAAUGGGCGACCUUCACAGUGGAGUUCGAUCUUCGCUCGGCUUGAAGCGAUAGAUACCACAGUGAUUGUCGUGUCCGGGUGGUCUAUGUUUUGCUUUGUUUUGUUUGUUUUUGGUCAUGCAAGUAAUUAACUGAGUUACAGCUUUGUAAUGUCAUUCCGGCGUGCUUAAAUCGCGCAUUGCGUGAUUUAGUAACGCACUGGCGCGCCCUGCAGUACUGUGUACUGCCUCCGUAUGUGUAAAUCAACUGUGAUAGUGACCAUUGUGAUGCAGCAAUAGGAAAAUAAACCCAGGUGAUAAC
Amphibalanus amphitrite is the source of this 2157-nucleotide messenger RNA. RefSeq lists its product as uncharacterized. The record is from RefSeq and is a predicted model, not a curated record. The transcript has 6 exons. The coding region runs from base 550 to 1752 and encodes 400 amino acids. NCBI's taxonomy places the organism in Eukaryota, Metazoa, Arthropoda, Thecostraca, Balanomorpha, Balanidae.